Molecule: messenger RNA, 2545 nt
Organism: Vespula vulgaris
Lineage: Eukaryota; Metazoa; Arthropoda; Insecta; Hymenoptera; Vespidae
Product: tubulin alpha chain-like
Exons: 6
Coding region: 34-1350 (438 amino acids)
Biological process (GO): mitotic cell cycle; microtubule cytoskeleton organization
Cellular component (GO): microtubule; cytoplasm
Molecular function (GO): GTP binding; structural constituent of cytoskeleton
Source: RefSeq, a predicted model, not a curated record
AAACUUGAGAGAGAUGAACGGUAAAUUAAAAGGAUGAGCACGACCGGCGAAGUCGUCACUAUUUUUAUCGGUCAAGCUGGAACUCAAGUGGCAAGUGCCUGUUGGGAAUUACUUUGUCUCGAACACGGUCUCAGACCUGAUGGUUUUCUUCAACGUGGAUACGGACCCGUCGAUCAACGUUACUACACGUUCUUUGGACCAACCGCGACAGGAAAAUGCACGCCCCGGACCGUGAUAGUGGAUUUGGAGCCAAGUGUGGUCGACGAGAUCAGAACCGGUGCUUACAGAAAUCUCUUCAAUCCGUCGUCGUUGAUAACUGGCAAGGAAGAUGCAGCGAAUAAUUUUGCAAGAGGAUAUUACUCGAUCGGUGCAGAGAUAAAAGAUCUCGUUCUAGAUCGUAUUCGAACCACCUGCGAGGCUUGUUCCCGAUUAUCCGGCUUCCUCAUCUUCAGAUCCUUUGGCGGUGGCACUGGUAGCGGCUUAACUACUUUGCUGCUGGAAAAUCUCUACGUGGACUAUGGGAAAAAAUUGAAAUUGGAUUUCGCAAUUUAUCCAGCGCCGAACAUAUCCACAGCCGUCGUCGAACCUUAUAAUUCCAUACUAACGACUCACGGGACUCUAGAUUACGAGGAUUGUUGUUUUAUCGUCGAUAACGAAGCUUUGUACGAUAUUUGUGCGAGGAAUCUGAACGUGGAAAAUCCGACUUAUACGAAUCUCAACAGAUUGCAAGCUCAAGUAGUAUCCUGCAUCACGGCGUCGAUAAGAUUCGAAGGCUCGGUCAACGUCAAUUUGGAGGAGUUGCAGACGAAUUUAGUACCUUAUCCAAGAAUUCAUUUCCCCUUGGUAACGUAUGCUCCCAUAACUACGCCUGAAAGAGCAAUGAACACGGCGAUGUCCGUUCAACGGAUCACGUACGAUUGCUUCGAGCCUGCUAAUCAAAUGGUAAAGUGCGAUCCUCGUACGGGUAUUUACAUGAGCUGCUGUCUACUUUAUCGCGGUGACGUAAGUCCGAGUGACGUUAAUAACACCAUCGCUAGUUUGAAGGGCAAAAGGUUCAUACGAUUCGUUGGUUGGAGUCCGGCAGGAUUCAAGGUAGGAAUUAAUUAUCAGCCAUCCACGACGGUUCCUGGCGGUGAUUUGGCCUAUUCGAACAAAACUGUGGCAAUGUUGUACAACAACACGGCGAUUCGACACGCUUGGGUCAAGAUUGCACGGAAAUGUGACUUGAUGUAUCAGAAAAGAGCUUUCGUUCAUCACUACGUUGGCGAAGGUAUGGAGGAGAAAGUCUUCCAAGAGGCUAUAGACAACACAGCUGCCCUCGUCGAGGAUUACAAAGAGGUCGAAUUAUGACGCGUCAACGUUUUCUUCGAUCUUAUAAAAUAAAGUCGAUCUCGAUCGGAAAAUAUCGAACAACGAAAUCACAAACGGAAACUAUGAAGUUCGAAUGAGACGACGAAUCGCCACGACUCGUGUUUGGAAAUCGCAUUUUCAACGAUCGAUUGGUAUAGAAAAUAAACGUGUUGACAAAAAAUAUACUAAUUACCUUUAAUUGACUAGACGAAGCUUCGUCACGAUUUCUAGCAGCGCACGCGAGUUCGAAGUGAGCGGGCACUUUGGACGCGCAUGCGCGAUGCGUCGCUACGACUCGUGCAAGUGUGUAUACACACACACACACAUGUAUAUAUUUAUCAAUUUUUAUUUACAAAUUAAAACCUAGUACUCCACGCGAAAACUUAAAAGACAAAAAAUCGAAGAAGAAAUUUGAAAUCCGAUAAAUACUUUUUUUACUUGCUUUCUUACGCCGCAUGCGCAUUAGCUCGUCCGCCGUACAUAUCGAAUUGACGCACGACGAAAUUAUACGACACCAGCUCGGCGAAGAGUACAAAAAAAAAAUGAACCGAAGGAGCGUCGAAAGAAGCCUGUCUUUUCUCGGUGCACGUACUCGUUGUACGACGAUGAGACUUGCUUCGAGUCUCUCCAUUCGAUCGCUACGAAGCAAGUGAGAUAUCCCAAGUCCGUGUUGUAGUCCCUUGAAGAAAUUGCUAUUGUCUCGACGCGAAAGCGAAACAGGCGCAUUUUCAACAGUUUUUGUCAACUCGCGUAAAGAUUACUCAUGAGAAUUGCUUAUUUUUAUACGUGACUUUUAUAUACGAACAUUUUUUUAAAUGUCCGAAAAGAUAACCUCGUAUAACCUUUACCUUUCGAGCGAGCGCUCGAUCGCUAAUAUCCGAGAAAAAUUGCGAUCGUAAGAAUUCGUAACAUCUUCUCCAGCACCUUAAGAUUUAAUCGUUCGAAGUAGAGUGUAAUUCGACAAGUCGGUUGCUAUGGUAAUCCUAUGUCGAGUGUGACUCGACAAUAAUGGUCGCUAUGGCAACUUUAUGUCGAGUACCACUCGACAUAGUUUUCCUUUUACUCACGACCAGCCUUAUGCGUCGCAUUUUGUCAGUCGUUACUCUACAGCAGUGUCGAACGUACUGCUUCCGUUCUCAAUUCUUAUAAAAAAAAAAAAAAAAAAUCAUCGGUUAAAUAAUGUGUGACACUGACA